AUGGUGCAGAGAGCCAUCUUGCUCUGGACUCUUGAACCAGGUGAGCGCGACGCCUUGUUGGCUAAUGAAGCAACCAAAAGAUGGACUUCAAGCAACCAAGUGCUUAUGGAAGUAGCCUGCACAAGGAGCUCAACGCAGCUUCUUCACGCUAGGCAAGCUUACCAUGCUCGCUACAAGAAGUCCCUUGAAGAGGAUGUUGCUCACCACACCACCGGUGACUUCAGAAAGCUUUUGGUUUCUCUUGUUACCUCAUACAGGUACGAAGGAGACGAGGUGAACAUGACAUUGGCAAAGCAUGAAGCUAAGUUGAUCCAUGAGAAAAUCAAGGACAAGCAAUACAACGAUGAGGACAUUCUUAGGAUUUUGUCCACAAGGAGCAAAGCACAGAUCAAUGCUACUUUCAAUCGUUACCAAGAUGAUCACGGCGAGGAAAUCCUCAAGAGCCUCGAGGAAGGAGAUGAAGAUGACAAGUUCCUUGGACUGUUGAGGUCAACGAUUCAGUGUUUGACAAGGCCAGAGCUUUACUUUGUGGAUGUUCUUCGUUCUGCAAUCAACAAAACCGGAACAGACGAAGGAGCUCUCACUAGAAUUGUUACCACAAGAGCUGAGAUUGACUUGAAGGUCAUUGGAGAGGAGUAUCAGCGCAGAAACAGCAUUCCUUUGGAGAAAGCCAUUACCAAAGACACUCGUGGAGAUUACGAGAAGAUGCUUGUUGCACUUCUUGGUGAAGAUGAUGCUUGA
Molecule: messenger RNA, 741 nt
Organism: Thlaspi arvense
Lineage: Eukaryota; Viridiplantae; Streptophyta; Magnoliopsida; Brassicales; Brassicaceae
Source: the annotation of a GenBank genome assembly